Leptopilina heterotoma is the source of this 373-nucleotide messenger RNA. RefSeq lists its product as uncharacterized. The transcript has 4 exons. The coding region runs from base 1 to 342 and encodes 113 amino acids. Lineage: Eukaryota; Metazoa; Arthropoda; Insecta; Hymenoptera; Figitidae. The record is from RefSeq and is a predicted model, not a curated record. Gene Ontology annotation, biological process: sensory perception of smell; detection of chemical stimulus involved in sensory perception of smell. Gene Ontology annotation, cellular component: plasma membrane. Gene Ontology annotation, molecular function: odorant binding; olfactory receptor activity.
AUGCAGACAUUAAAUUCGUUAGAUAAUAUUGCGUAUAUUUUUAAAUACGGAGCUUUUGCUGCAGCAAAUAUUUAUCAUGCCUAUAUCUUCGGAGUGCCGGCUCAAAAUUUAAUAAAUCAGAGUAAAGAUGUUGGAUUCAAUAUGUAUGAGAGUAUUUGGUAUGAAUUGCCAAUUGAAGCAAGAAAAUUGGUUCCCAUGAUACUACUACAAACUUGUAGACCCUGUAAAUUGAGUAUUGGAAAAAUGGCCACAAUGAAUAUGGAAAGUGUAUCGAAAAUUCUAAAAAUGGCGCUCUCGUACUUUACGAUGUUGUCAUCAAUUCGUCAAACGUCAAGAACAUAAGUUGAAAAUAAAUUUUUGAUAAACGGAUAUU